Meleagris gallopavo (turkey) is the source of this 417-nucleotide messenger RNA. NCBI's taxonomy places the organism in Eukaryota, Metazoa, Chordata, Aves, Galliformes, Phasianidae. The record is from RefSeq and is a predicted model, not a curated record.
AUGGCGGGUGGUCAGCACUCACUUCCGGCGCUGCUACUGGGAGUGCGCAGAUGUAAACUUCCGCCGAAAGUGUCGGACAGCAGCAAACUUCCGGUGCUUUACCGGAAGUAUCCGGCAGCCAACUUCCGGCGCGAUCAUUUGAACUUCCUGCAGGAACCCCUGCAGCGUCCGUUCCAUCCCGGUACAGCCAUGGCGUUCCCACAACCUCGGCCCGCCCGACCCGAGCUGCCCCGGAAGCACGUGCGGACCAUCGAGUGCGGGCAGGGAGCAGUGCGAGCCGUGCGCUUCAACGUGGACGGCAAUUAUUGCCUGACGUGCGGCAGCGACAAGACCUUAAAGCUGUGGAACCCACACAAGGGCACAGCGCUGCGCAGCUACCAGGGCCACGGCUACGAGGUGUUGGACGCCGCCGGGUAA